Messenger RNA from Rattus rattus (black rat), 474 nucleotides. RefSeq names its product signal recognition particle 19 kDa protein-like. Gene Ontology annotation, molecular function: 7S RNA binding. The record is from RefSeq and is a predicted model, not a curated record. Gene Ontology annotation, biological process: SRP-dependent cotranslational protein targeting to membrane, signal sequence recognition; SRP-dependent cotranslational protein targeting to membrane. Gene Ontology annotation, cellular component: signal recognition particle, endoplasmic reticulum targeting. Lineage: Eukaryota; Metazoa; Chordata; Mammalia; Rodentia; Muridae. The transcript has a single exon. Bases 1 to 435 code for a protein of 144 amino acids.
AUGGCAUGCGCUGCCGCGCGGUCCCAGGCCAACCAGGACAGGCUUAUUUGUAUCUACCCCGCUUAUUUAAAUAAGAAGACCAUAGCCGAGGGGAGGCGGAUCCCCGUAAGUAAGGCUGUAGAAAACCCUACGGCUACUGAGAUUCAAGAUGUAUGUUCAGCAGUUGGACUGAAUGAGUUUCUGGAGAAAAACAAAAUGUACUCCAGAGAAUGGAAUCGUGAUGUUCAGUAUAGAGGCAGAGUCCGGGUACAGCUCAAACAGGAAGAUGGCAGCCUCUGUCUUGUACAGUUCCCAUCACAUAAGUCGGUGAUGCUGUACAGCGUAGCAGAAAUGAUACCCAAGCUAAAAACAAGGACUCAGAAGUCAGGAGGUGCUGACCCAAGUCUUCAGCAGGGAGAGGGGAGUAAGAAAGGGAAAGGAAAGAAGAAGAAAUGACGUGGCGUGAACGUAGAGCGCGCCGUCCUGCUGGGAGAG